Molecule: messenger RNA, 7223 nt
Organism: Cygnus atratus (black swan)
Lineage: Eukaryota; Metazoa; Chordata; Aves; Anseriformes; Anatidae
Gene: ITPRID2
Product: ITPR interacting domain containing 2
Exons: 19
Coding region: 2149-5955 (1268 amino acids)
Molecular function (GO): signaling receptor binding
Source: RefSeq, a predicted model, not a curated record
AUGCCAAGCAGUACUGCUAUGGUGCUACGGUUAUAAACCCUGUUUCAGGAAUCUAUGCUGUAGUAGUUCUUUCUUAUCUAGCUACUGCAUUUUCAAUUUUAAUAGUUUCAAAAAUAAUUUGGAAAAAGCAAGUUGGCCUGAUUUAAGUGACAAGAAUUCCUGACAGGAUUUUUUUCCCCAGUCACUUAUUUCUUUGAAGUACAACUAACAAAUCACCAUCUGAAGUGAGAGGAGCUUUUAUUACAAAACAAAAUCACUUUGUGGUUACAAGUACAGAAAGAAAUGAGAAGCCAGAUAUUUUCCAUAGAAAGAAGACCUACUUAAUAUGGUGAGUGUGUGAUCCUCAUCCAUAUAGAGUCAAAAGGAAACUUUCUGGGACGUGAUAAAAAGGUGCAAGUGAGAGUCCACGCUGUAUGUGGCAGGCAUUGCAGGACUGCAUUGUAAAAAGCUACUGGCUGCUGUUUACAUUUCAAACAUUCCCUGAAUAUGUGUUGUCACAACAGACAAGCAAUUAUAGGCAAUAAUGUCAGUAAUUUGUGGAUUAAGAACUCCUUAAGGAUGUAUUGGCACAGCAGACAGUAGCCGCUUUUAGCUUGCAACUGUUCAGCCUCAGCUCUUGGCUGUGCCAAUGAAACUGUUACUUCUCAGACGCUAUUGUGUUCGGUGAGAAGCAGCAAAACAAUCGGAGUAGUGAAAUCUCUCACACCGCUCCUACCACCCACGGGAUUCUGCAGCAGCUCUCACCGAAUGUCCCAACCUUAAAGAUUCAGUUUUAACAGAUAUAUCUAUUGAUGCAUACGCAUAAAACAGAGAUAUUGGCUAUUAGCUAGAGUAACACUGUGCUAGGCUCUUAUGAGCAAACCCAGAAAAAUCAGUUUUUAAGGCUCCAGGGCUGUAAAUACACCCGUGUGUAACUUCGGUCAAGCAGAAAGCCACAGCACAGCGUGUCUGGUGGUGUGGGGCAGGUGCUGGGCCUCUAACUCACCUUGCUGGGAACAGACAUGGCUCAGAACAUGGCCCAAACUUGAUGGGAAAAAAAAUAAUUGUAUUGUGUGAGUCUGCCAUGGUGAGAAAAUACUGUUUUGGGGAUCAGCAAGAAAGAUUUAAGUGCAGUCUGCUCUUUUGAACAAACACUUGCAUUUAAAAAGAAUGAUCAGAAAUUCCUUGUAAGGUUUGAACUGCUAAGCUAGAAAAUGAGAGGAUAUUACCAUAGUCCCUUACCUGUGGCAAGAAAUAUCUAUUUAUUAAGCACCAUCGACUUGGUCAUUCCACAGCCGGAUUUGCUUUUAGACAAAAGGUAUCUCAUGUGCCUGCCUGUCAAUGCCAGCUACACCUCCAGAGGACUCUGGUCAGUUUUGCUUUGUGCCUAGUAAUUAGGCACCUUUUCCCGAAGCCAGCAGUAAGAGGGACCUUUUCAAAGAGCUCCUCUCCCAGGUGCCACGGCUGCGGGCGAGCUUUUGGGGCUCAGUGGGCAGCGUCUGGCAUGCAUUGGGGUGCUGUGCCAGGGCUGGCCCAGCUCAGGUGCAGGGCUCUUGGUGCCGAAACCUCGGCCAGCAUCACAACAAGCGAAAGGACAGCGGCUGGGAAAGCCCUCCAUCCCCUGGCCGUGAAAGUGGCUUUUUGCGUGCCACCUUCUUCCCAGGCAUUGGGACUCGCCUUUAGCUGGGUCCUCCUCACUCUAUUCUGCUUGGUUCAGUGCUCCCUGAAGCAGACGACAGUGCCUGGAAGCGCAUCUCCCACUCCAACGCGGCUUGUUUGGUGCGGCGGCUGUCCCGCAGCCAUCUGCUUGUGCCGGAGCGGAGGCCUGUGGGUUUCCCACCCCUGCAAGACAGGCAGGAGGCUCCGCUGCGGCAGCACCCGGGGGUGCCGCGGGGGAGCCCCCGCCCGUCGGCGCGGUGCUGUGCGGUGCGGAGCGGUGCUGCGCGGUGCGGUGCGGCUCCGCACGGCCCCGGCAGGAGGCGAGCUGCCGCCGGCCCCGCUGCCAUCACGUGGCCGCCGGGUUUUCUCCCCGCAGCGGUAUGAGGAAGUCACAGCCGCCGCCGCCGCCGUCCGCAGCCUCGGCGGGCGCAGCCUCCGCCGCCGCCUCCCCGCCGCGCGAUAUGGUGGCUCCGAGCCGCGGUCGCCUCCCGGCGUGAAGCCGCCGUCGCGAUGGAGGAGCCCCCGGCGGCGGAGGAGUGGCAGGGGGCGACCCAGAAGAGGAAGGCCUGGGCCAAGAGCCGGGACUCCUGGCAGGCGUCGGAAGCGGAGGACUUCUCGGCAGCGGCGGCGGAGCUGGCCCGCGGCGAGGAGGAGGAGGAGGAGGAGGAAGACGACGAGGAAGAGGAGGAGGAGGAGGAGGACCACCUCGCCGGCGGCAAGCUGCCGCUGGCCGCAGAAGCAGGCCACAGCGUGCCCAACGAGAAGAUCGCGAUAUGGCUGAAGGACUGCAGAACGCCUCUGGGAGCCUCCCUGGAUGAGCAGAGCAAUCCUCUGUUGAAGGGCAUGCUGGUGAGAAAUGGAGGAAGUUUUGAAGAUGACUUAUCCCUGGGAGCCGAAGCUAAUCAUCUACGGAGUGAUACCCAAAUGGAAACAUGCAAUGGUAUGCUGGCGAAGGAGAGGAGGCUUCAGUUCCACCAGAAGGGGAGAAGUAUGAACUCCACCGGCUCUGGAAAAAGCAGUGCAACUGUUUCAAGUGUUUCUGAAUUACUGGAGCUUUAUGAGGAAGAUCCUGAAGAAGUGCUCUAUAACCUUGGAUUUGGAAGAGAUGAACCAGAUAUUGCUUCAAAAAUUCCAGCAAGAUUUUUUAAUUCAUCAUCAUUUGCCAGAGGGAUAGAUAUCAAAGUGUUUUUGAAUGCCCAGAUGCAGCGCAUGGAAGUGGAAAAUCCUAAUUUUGCUUUGACGAGUCGUUUUCGCCAGAUUGAAGUGCUUACUACUGUGGCCAAUGCUUUUUCCUCUUUGUAUUCUCAAGUCUCUGGGACUCCUUUGCAGAAAAUUGGUAGUAUGAACUCAGUGUCUUCCAGCAAAGAAGCUUCCAGCCCUCCCCCUUUAAAUCGCAGCAAUACAGCCAGUCGGUUAAUGAAGACCUUGUCUAAGCUCAAUCUGUGCGGUGCACAGCAGGCCGAUGGUAGUGGCUGUCCUAUACCUUCACCUGUUGAGAAAGGGAAAAGUCCAGCUGAACCAGGGAGUGAGGAAAAUGAUGCUAAAAAUGAAUCUAAGUUACAAAAACACUCUAAAAAGAAAGACUCUCCCUCUUUUCUGGCUACUGUAAAAGAGGAGAUAGCCAGUAGUCAGAUGAAUGCUACAGAUGCUCACAAACCCGCAAGCCUGCCUGCUGGAACUGAUGAUAAGCAAGAGAAUACUGUGCCUGCGGCAGAUGUGCAAAACAGCAGGCUGGCGAACCCCCAGGACAGACUGUGUGAAGAAUCUGGUCUUUUGGACUCUUCCAACCUCAGCAGCAGUUCCAACACGUCCAACAGCAGCACAUCCGAAAGCAGCGCCCCGACACAAAGGCCUCCUGUGGCAUCACCAGGUAGAGAGCCCUGCGUUCCCCUUGCAAACCCCUCCAUAAUGAAUCUCAUGCUUCAGCAGAAAGACUCCUUCGAGAUGGAAGAGAUCCAGAGUACAGAGGGAGAUCUACCACAGGUUCCAGCUUCUCACCAGCUGGCGGUGACCAAGUCAAGGAAAGAUCAGCUGUUACGGACUGCUAGUCAGCACUCGGAUAGUAGUGGCUUUGCUGAGGAUUCUUCCACAGACUGCUCUCCGUUUAAUCAGCUUCAGGUUCAGGAGUCUUUGCAAGGCAUGGGAAGCAGUGCUGACAGCUGUGACAGUGAGACAACCGUGACAUCACAUAGUGAGGAACAGAAGACACCAAUAGCCAAGGAACUGCCCUGUUUCAAUAAGUUUGAGGAGGAGGAAGAAGAUGAAGAGGAAGAAGAGGAGGAUGAUGAAGAUGAAGAGGAUGAUAUCUCUCAAGUAGAGAAAGGAAAGGUAGAGGCACAUUCUGAAAACAGAAGGAGAGAUGAUAAAAAAAUCCAUCACUAUGAAACUGAACAAAAUGGAGGAGAAAGCAAGUCAUCUUGUGUGUCGAAGACAGUUGCAGGAGAGGUCAGCUCUAAAGAGGAACAUGUUUCCAGUGAGCAAAAAGAAUUGGAGCUGCUGGAGGAAGGCAGUGAUGAAAGUGAUGUUGACAAAGACAAUGUAUUUGAGUUUCCUCAGUAUCAAACGCACCAUAUCCUCAAGUCACUGGAGUCUCUGGAAGGUGGCAGCUCCUCCCUGUCAUCUGUGGACAGGGUUCAUGUUGCUUUGCAAAGAGCCCAGAUGAGGAUCAUCAGCACAUCUGAUUCCAGGGCUGGACGCGCUUUCCUUAAGUCAAAAGAUCUCCUGAGGAAGCAGAGACAAUGGUUUGCUGAAUCGGGCUAUCCUCUAAGGCGGUCUCAGUCUCUCCCAACUGCAUUACUGAAUCCAGUGAAAGUGGUGUCCUCUGUGAACGUCCAGUUAGCUCCCGGAAAAGAGACUCUGUGUGGUCCUCCUUCUUUCACCUACAAGUACACACGUGUGGAAGAAGAUGAGAAAUUGACGUCCGGGGAUGACAAACAGGAGGGUAAGGCAGCUGCCAGCCAGCCUGUGUGCAAAUCUACGCUGUUCAUUGCGCCUUCAUCCUCCAAAAAAGAAGUUCCCCAGGCUGGGCCCCGUGGGCUGUCUGAGGAGCCCAGUCCCACCAGGGGACAGAGCUGCCCACUGCACACGCCAGCACACAUGUCCCACUCAACAUGCUCCCUCCACUCCCUUCCCACUGAGUGGCAGGACAGACCACUCUGUGAGCACGUGAGGACGCUGAGCACCCACAGUGUCCCGAGCAUCUCCGGUUCUUCCUUCAGCUCCUUGCUUUCCCCCUUUGGCUGUCCCUUCUCUCCAAGGCACUCUGGAUAUCCUCAUCGACCUCAUGCUAUCAACCCGCCCUCCACCGUGGAGAUGCAACUGCGCCGAGUCCUACACGACAUCCGAAACUCCCUGCAGAACCUCUCACAGUACCCAGUGAUGAGGGGUCAGGAUCCUUCAGCUGCCACCGGUUACACUACUCAGAGAUCAUCUAUUCUACCUCUCUAUGAAAAUACUUUCCAGGAGCUACAAGUUGUAAGGCGAAAUCUAAAUUUAUUUAGAACCCAAAUGAUGGAUUUGGAAUUGGCUAUGUUACGUCAACAGACAACAGUUUAUCAGCACAUGACAGAAGAGGAAAGAUAUGAAGCUGAUCAGCUGCAGAGCUUGAGAAAGUCUGUCCGCAUGGAGCUUCAGGAGUUAGAGAUGCAGUUAGAGGAACGUCUACUUGCUUUAGAAGACCAGCUGAGAAGUCUGCACAUGUCUUCCCCUUACAGACCUCAAACACACGUAGGUAUGUAUGGUAGCAGAAGUGCUGACAAUCUAUCAUGCCCUUCUCCACUGAAUGUCAUUGAACCAGUCUCGGAACUUAUGCGAGAGCAGUCAUUUCUGAAGUCUGAACUGAGUUUGGGACUGGGAGAUCUUGGACUGGAAACUCUGCCAGCAGAGGGUACAGAGUCCGUAUUCUCCCAUGGAAACUCUGAUUCCUCCUCAGUGUGCUCCACUGCAAGUAGAAAAGCUGGUGUUGGAUCCUCUGAGCUAACGGGAAAGUCAAAGAGUCAAAGCAAGAAGUUGUACCGAGCCUCUGUUGCCUUAACACCGGCACCCCCAGUGAGACCAGGCACUGGACAGCAGGUGGAAAGCUCUGAGGAGCUUGCAGACUCCAAGCUGGAGGUGGAGCAGAAACUCGAAAAAGUCCCUCGAAUGCCUUCAGUUGAUGAAAUCCACAAAAGCGUGGAGCAGGAAGAGCUGCAGCAAGUUAUACGAGAGAUCAAGGAAUCUAUUGUUGGUGAAAUAAGGCGAGAAAUAGUAAGUGGAUUGUUAGCAGCCGUAUCACCCCAAAGCAGAUCUGCAACUGCAAAACAAGAUGCACAGCCAUGAAAUGGGUACUACAGGUUGGAUGUAGUCCGAAAUGCUGUGGAAUUCUGCUUUGGGUGGCAUACACUGGCAAGUGUCAAGUUGUUUUUGCUUCAGGAGACGUUAAAGCUGCUGAGAUAGGCUACUGUAUUCGACGCUUGGUUCUAUGAUGUGUGCCUUUCCUUGAGUUCCUAUCUAAAGACUUAGACACUUUAACUCGUUUAUUACUCUCCAUAAAGCAUCAACAAAAUUGUGGCUCUCUGAAAGGUUUUGUAUUUAUUUGUAUGUCCUUGUUGUAAAUUUUUAUGUAGCUAAUUUCUUUUAGUGAUGCAUCGUGAAACUUGAAAAUUUGCAAACUUAACCAAUUUAUAAAUAACACGCUCACGUUCAGCCUACCUUUUUAAAAAAAAAAAAAAGAAAAAGAAAAAAAGAAAAAAACAACAACAAAAAAAAACACUGACCUCUAUGAGGUAUUUAUUGUGCAAUAACUGAUCCACUUUGAGAGCUUGAAACAACCAAUAAUUGUUUCCACUGCUGUUACUUAGUGCCACUUCAAAAGAAGGAAAAUAUCCUGUUGAAAAAAAUUGCUGUUAAUUCUUGGGGCGGUUACUAUUAGCAGAGUGGUUGAAUGACAUGAGGUUACUUAAAACUACUUAAAGUUCUGACACUGAAAGCCGUAUCUUUGUGUAGAAGACAACUUUUAACUAAUUUUAUUUGCUUCCUUACUGUUUGUUUGCCCAUCCCUCUGUAGAAAAGUGCCUUAUUUUAAGCACUGUUUUUGUCUUUGUGUUGACUGCUCUCAGUCAUUCCAAGAAACGGUCUCUUCUGAUUUAUAUUAACAAAAUGCAAUAAAAGUACUGAUAUUCUGAAAGCAAUUAGGAUGUGCAACUUGGAAUGGAUGAAUGACCUUGCUUGUAUUACGGGGAAAAUGGAAAAAAAAUCUUUUCCUUCCCUAUCCUUCACUGAUUCUAUUUUCAGUUAGACUAGUGAACAUGCAUUUGUUCCAGUGGAGAAAAUUGGAAGUCAUUGGAGGUUUUAUGUGGUCAAAUAGACACUUAGUGGAUAUGUAAUAUCCCAUUUUGCUGUGCUUGGAAUCUCUUUACUCCUUUGCCAUUUCCAGCAACUAAAACUCUUUACUGUGUCAAGGUCUUUAAUCAAAAAUAGUUUGAAAUGUAACAAUAUUAGAAGAAAAAGUUUAUAAGAUUUUUAAUUGUGUUAGGAAGACACACAAGGGCUGAUUUCUUUAAAAAAAAGUGUAUAUUAAACCAAUAAAAUAUUUAUUUUGCCUAUAA